Messenger RNA from Schistosoma rodhaini, 8327 nucleotides. NCBI's taxonomy places the organism in Eukaryota, Metazoa, Platyhelminthes, Trematoda, Strigeidida, Schistosomatidae. The record is from the annotation of a GenBank genome assembly.
GAUUUCAUUACAUUCAAACUUGUAUUACACGAACAUUUAUUUCGCUCCUAGUCUAUUCUGCAGAUCCAAAGCUUCCGUUUUUCCAUGUAUGAUCCACUGCCAUAGCCUCUUCUGUUCCAACACUAUUGUAGUUUGGACAUGACCGUUUGUACUGAAUUUCCUGCGGUUAUCCACAGUUUUCAACACAAUUGCAUUUCCGGAUUAUUUUAUCCUGAUUCGGUCAGCAGAUCGGAUAUUGGAAUUAGGCGAGUAGUGUUCCAGUUGUCUUUUCUUCCCUCUCUCACGUGCCUGUCAAGCAAUCAGGUGACAGAAUAGAACAGAAAACUGAGGAACCCUGCUAAAUUUGGAAAAUGUAGUUGGACAGUUUCGGCAUAGCGCGUUCGUUGACUGACGAGAUUGUGCAACAUGAACAAAAUCCUAUCAGGAGAUCAUUCAUGAAACGCGAGCGAUCAGAUUUCCUGCAAGUGGACUGCAAGAGAAGGCCAUCUGCUUCUCAUAGUAGAUAUGACUAAUGACGUCUCACCUAUCACUUGUAAAUAUUGCCUCAUCAAUUUUCGUAUUUGUUCUAUUUAUUGCAGUUAACCGAAUUGGUCACGUUUCACAACGAUCACAAUGACAUCGAGUUUCCUUAGUUACGCACCCUGUUCAAUGUAUAACAUAUUUUGUCAAGGGUGAAGAUGAUGUGAACAGAGAAACACGAAGCGUUGACAAACUACGGAAGCUAUAUUUGGGGACGUGAUUUCAUUACACUCAAACUUGUAUUACACGAACAUUUAUUUCGCUCCUAGUCUAUUCUGCAGAUCCAAAGCUUCCGUUUUUCCAUGUAUGAUCCACUGCCAUAGCCUCUUCUGUUCCAACACUAUUGUAGUUUGGACAUGACCGUUUGUACUGAAUUUCCUGCGGUUAUCCACAGUUUUCAACACAAUUGCAUUUCCGGAUUAUUUUAUCCUAAUUCGGUCAGCAGAUCGGAUAUUGGAAUUAGGCGAGUAGUGUUCCAGUUGUCUUUUCUUCCCUCUCUCACGUGCCUGUCAAGCAAUCAGGUGACAGAAUGGAACAGAAAACUGAGGAACCCUGCUAAAUUUGGAAAAUGUAGUUGGACAGUUUCGGCAUAGCGCGUUCGUCGACUGACGAGAUUGUGCAACAUGAACAAAAUCCUAUCAGGAGAUCAUUCAUGAAACGCGAGCGAUCAGAUUUCCUGCAAGUGGACUGGAAGAGAAGGCCAUCUGCUUCUCAUAGUAGAUAUGACUAAUGACGUCUCACCUAUCACUUGUAAAUAUUGCCUCAUCAAUUUUCGUAUUUGUUCUAUUUAUUGCAGUUAACCGAAUUGGUCACGUUUCACAACGAUCACAAUGACAUCGAGUUUCCUUACUUACGCACCCUGUUCAAUGUAUAACAUAUUUUGUCAAGGGUGAAGAUGAUGUGAACAGAGAAACACGAAGCGUUGACAAACUACGGAAGCUAUAUUUGGGGACGUGAUUUCAUUACAUUCAAACUUGUAUUACACGAACAUUUAUUUCGCUCCUAGUCUAUUCUGCAGAUCCAAAGCUUCCGUUUUUCCAUGUAUGAUCCACUGCCAUAGCCUCUUCUGUUCCAACACUAUUGUAGUUUGGACAUGACCGUUUGUACUGAAUUUCCUGCGGUUAUCCACAGUUUUCAACACAAUUGCAUUUCCGGAUUAUUGUAAGUUGUGGUCGCCUUAUUCAUCUAUAUUUUCAUGUAUGUUUUCACAGUUAUCCUAAUUCGGUCAGCAGAUCGGAUAUUGGAAUUAGGCGAGUAGUGUUCCAGUUGUCUUUUCUUCCCUCUCUCACGUGCCUGUCAAGCAAUCAGGUGACAGAAUAGAACAGAAAACUGAGGAACCCUGCUAAAUUUGGAAAAUGUAGUUGGACAGUUUCGGCAUAGCGCGUUCGUUGACUGACGAGAUUGUGCAACAUGAACAAAAUCCUAUCAGGAGAUCAUUCAUGAAACGCGAGCGAUCAGAUUUCCUGCAAGUGGACUGCAAGAGAAGGCCAUCUGCUUCUCAUAGUAGAAAUGACUAAUGACGUCCCACCUAUCACUUGUAAAUAUUGCCUCAUCAAUUUUCGUAUUUGUUCUAUUUAUUGCAGUUAACCGAAUUGGUCACGUUUCACAACGAUCACAAUGACAUCGAGUUUCCUUACUUACGCACCCUGUUCAAUGUAUAACAUAUUUUGUCAAGGGUGAAGAUGAUGUGAACAGAGAAACACGAAGCGUUGACAAACUACGGAAGCUAUAUUUGGGGACGUGAUUUCAUUACAUUCAAACUUGUAUUACACGAACAUUUAUUUCGCUCCUAGUCUAUUCUGCAGAUCCAAAGCUUCCGUUUUUCCAUGUAUGAUCCACUGCCAUAGCCUCUUCUGUUCCAACACUAUUGUAGUUUGGACAUGACCGUUUGUACUGAAUUUCCUGCGGUUAUCCACAGUUUUCAACACAAUUGCAUUUCCGGAUUAUUGUAAGUUGUGGUCGCCUUAUUCAUCUAUAUUUUCAUGUAUGUUUUCACAGUUAUCCUAAUUCGGUCAGCAGAUCGGAUAUUGGAAUUAGGCGAGUAGUGUUCCAGUUGUCUUUUCUUCCCUCUCUCACGUGCCUGUCAAGCAAUCAGGUGACAGAAUAGAACAGAAAACUGAGGAACCCUGCUAAAUUUGGAAAAUGUAGUUGGACAGUUUCGGCAUAGCGCGUUCGUUGACUGACGAGAUUGUGCAACAUGAACAAAAUCCUAUCAGGAGAUCAUUCAUGAAACGCGAGCGAUCAGAUUUCCUGCAAGUGGACUGCAAGAGAAGGCCAUCUGCUUCUCAUAGUAGAUAUGACUAAUGACGUCUCACCUAUCACUUGUAAAUAUUGCCUCAUCAAUUUUCGUAUUUGUUCUAUUUAUUGCAGUUAACCGAAUUGGUCACGUUUCACAACGAUCACAAUGACAUCGAGUUUCCUUAGUUACGCACCCUGUUCAAUGUAUAACAUAUUUUGUCAAGGGUGAAGAUGAUGUGAACAGAGAAACACGAAGCGUUGACAAACUACGGAAGCUAUAUUUGGGGACGUGAUUUCAUUACAUUCAAACUUGUAUUACACGAACAUUUAUUUCGCUCCUAGUCUAUUCUGCAGAUCCAAAGCUUCCGUUUUUCCAUGUAUGAUCCACUGCCAUAGCCUCUUCUGUUCCAACACUAUUGUAGUUUGGACAUGACCGUUUGUACUGAAUUUCCUGCGGUUAUCCACAGUUUUCAACACAAUUGCAUUUCCGGAUUAUUGUAAGUUGUGGUCGCCUUAUUCAUCUAUAUUUUCAUGUAUGUUUUCACAGUUAUCCUAAUUCGGUCAGCAGAUCGGAUAUUGGAAUUAGGCGAGUAGUGUUCCAGUUGUCUUUUCUUCCCUCUCUCACGUGCCUGUCAAGCAAUCAGGUGACAGAAUAGAACAGAAAACUGAGGAACCCUGCUAAAUUUGGAAAAUGUAGUUGGACAGUUUCGGCAUAGCGCGUUCGUUGACUGACGAGAUUGUGCAACAUGAACAAAAUCCUAUCAGGAGAUCAUUCAUGAAACGCGAGCGAUCAGAUUUCCUGCAAGUGGACUGCAAGAGAAGGCCAUCUGCUUCUCAUAGUAGAUAUGACUAAUGACGUCUCACCUAUCACUUGUAAAUAUUGCCUCAUCAAUUUUCGUAUUUGUUCUAUUUAUUGCAGUUAACCGAAUUGGUCACGUUUCACAACGAUCACAAUGACAUCGAGUUUCCUUACUUACGCACCCUGUUCAAUGUAUAACAUAUUUUGUCAAGGGUGAAGAUGAUGUGAACAGAGAAACACGAAGCGUUGACAAACUACGGAAGCUAUAUUUCGGGACGUGAUUUCAUUACACUCAAACUUGUAUUACACGAACAUUUAUUUCGCUCCUAGUCUAUUCUGCAGAUCCAAAGCUUCCGUUUUUCCAUGUAUGAUCCACUGCCAUAGCCUCUUCUGUUCCAACACUAUUGUAGUUUGGACAUGACCGUUUGUGCUGAAUUUCCUGCGGAUAUCCACAGUUUUCAACACAAUUGCAUUUCCGGAUUAUUGUAAGUUGUGGUCGCCUUAUUCAUCUAUAUUUUCAUGUAUAUUUUCACAGUUAUCCUAAUUCGGUCAGCAAAUCGGAUAUUGGAAUUAGGCGAGUAGUGUUCCAGUUGUCUUUUCUUCUCUCUCUCACGUGCCUGUCAAGCAAUCAGGUGACAGAAUAGAACAGAAAACUGAGGAACCCUGCUAAAUUUGGAAAAUGUAGUUGGACAGUUUCGGCAUAGCGCGUUCGUCGACUGACGAGAUUGUGCAACAUGAACAAAAUCCUAUCAGGAGAUCAUUCAUGAAACGCGAGCGAUCAGAUUUCCUGCAAGUGAACUGGAAGAGAAGGUCAUCUGCUUCUCAUAGUAGAUAUGACUGAUGACGUUUCACCUAUCACUUUUAAAUAUUGCCUCAUCAAUUAUCGUAUUUGUUCUAUUUAUUGCAGUUAACGAAAUUGGUCACGUUUCACAACGAUCACAUUGACAUCGAUUUUCCUCAUUUACGCACCCUGUUCAAUGUAUAACAUAUUUUGUCAAGGGUGAAGAUGAGCAGAUGAGCAGAGAAACACGAAGCGUUGACAAACUACGGAAGCCUAAUUUGUGGACGUCAUUUCAUGACUUUCAGUACAUCGAUUACCAAGUUCAUGACAAUACAUUGUCAUCUUGAAAAUUGUGAGAUUCGAUCGGGUCGCUCGUCUAUGUAUUCACGUAUGUUUUCACACUAAUGUGAAUUGGAGUAGCAGAUCGGAUUUCGGAUAGGUGAAGUAAGCUACUUCUCUAUACGUUGUUUCAUUCAAUUCAGAGCUUGUAUAUCAGUAAGAUUUAUUCUUGCCUCUGGUUCAUUUUCCAGAUCAUGAGGUUCCGUUUGAUGUAUGAUGCACUGUCACAGCAUUUUCAGUUUAAUGACAGUUGAAUUAAGCACGAAGCAUUUCGUAAUCUAUACAUUUCAUUGUAAUUAACAAGUUCAUGACAAAUUUUCGUCAUCAUAAAAAUUGUGAGAUUUGAUCAUGUCGGUCGUCUAUGUAUUCGUGUAUGUUUUCACACUAAUGUGAAUUGGAGUAGUUGAAAGUAUUUCGGAAUGAAGCGAGUAGUGUUCCAGUUGUCUUGUUUUAUCUCCCUGACGUGCCUGUCAUAUAAUCAGGCGAUAGAAUAGAAGAGAAUAACGACGAACUAUUCUCAAUGUGCAAAAUGUUCUUGCACACACUCGACAUGGCAAUUGAUUGACUGACAAGACUGUGCAACUCUAACAAAAUCGUAUGAGCAGAUCAUAAUUGAAACUCACAGGAACAGACAUACUGAAAAUGAACGCAAAGUAAAGAGGAUGUGCAUAAGAGGGGAGAUAUCAAUGACGCUGUCUUAUCUGUCACAUGUAAAUUUUGACUUAUCAUUUUCCUUGUUUUCCCUUUCCAUUCCAAUUAACUGAAUUAGUCUCAUUUUACAACGAUCACAAUCCCAUCCAAUUUCCCUUACAUACGCAUUCAGAUCAACGGCUGUUAUAUUAUUAUUCGUUGAUGGGGAAGAUCAUGUGAACUGACAAACAAGCAGCUUUGAUAGGUGAAGGAAUCUAUUUUUCUAUACGUUGUUUCAUUCAAUUCAGAGCUUGUAUAUCAGUAUGAUUUAUUCUUGACAACACAUCCACCGGAUUGGUUGCGGUACGCUUGGAAUUUGCGUUACGCUGACACGGUAUUUAUUAUAAAGUGCUUAUAUAUCCUUAAACCCUUGUUCAUAAUUCGAUAAUACCACUCAAUUAACCUUUGAAAAUAAUAUCGUUCGAGUGACACGAAAACGUGCUCGAAAUUUUCCUGUUACUUCAGGUAUUGAUAACUCUGGUCUUACCUACACCCCGUGCUCUGCUACUCCUGUUGCACCAGAUAACAGUGGGAGUGUGCUUAUUAAACACAUGUUGCUGGAUGACUCUAUGUCUAACUUAAUAAUGAGUUCUAUCUCACGAAGAGAUGGUUUCGAUCUUAUUAAGAGCGAAUUAGCCGCUGUCUUUAAGCAAUUAAGUGAUAUAGGUUAAAAUGUGGAGUCACUUGCGGGCUCUUUAUUAAAGCAUGAUGAUCUUAAACUAGAACUAAAGACACUGUCACCCCUUCGACUGCUGUUGUCAAAAGACAUAGUUCCUUCUGAACUCGAAGACAGGUUCAAAGUAGAAUUCGUUAUUGACUCGAUAGCUAGCGAAGUCACCAAGCGAAUAAUCUCACGAAAUAACGUGAUUUUAUAUAAUAUACCUGACAAGGUUGCCAUCAAAACUGUAAGAAACUCGAUACUAAAGGCAGCUAACCUCCAGGACAGUCCAUGCUAAUGUAUCCGACUUAACAAAAAGCAUCAAAAAUACUCGUGCCUUAUCCUGUUUAGAUUCGAUUCCCAUUUAUUAGCGGAACGUUUGAAAGAAUCUGAACAGCUAGUCUGUGCGCAUACGAAGUUUGAAAACGCUCGUAUAGUCUCAGACAAAACCACCAAUCAAAGAUUAACAGAAAAGCGUACCAUGAACGAAAAUAACAUUGUUGAGGUCACAACAAAUGUGAUCGUGCCAGCAGCUGAACUUACAGGUGCUGCUAAUUUAUCUCAUGUUAGUCAGUAUACUGAUAUACCAAUACAGUGUGUUAGUUUGCCUCUCAUACCCCUAGUGGCCCUAGAUAACCAGGACAUGUCUGAUGAAUACUCUAAUGUCAUUCUUUCCAGUGUAAUAUCGGAAGCCAAGGAUCGUUCACCUGAUUCUAUAGUGAAGGCUCAUAAAAACACUGCUUAACCUAAAAAGGAUAUACCAAUAAAGAAGAAAGUAAAUAAAGAACCUUCUAGUUCUAAACCGAUUACCAAAAAUAUUUCAUCGGCCUUACCAAACAAAAGUAUAAUUUCUGAAACUUUGCUUAACCCUACUCAUCGUGAGGGAGGUUAUUAGGACACAUUUCGUUCAAACGUUACACGAGACGGCCACUACAACCAUCAGUUAAGCAGGCCUACUAUUAGACGGGCAGCAAUAAACCAACGUGCCCCAUGGUUUCCCCUAUAUGUAAUAAAUAAUAAACCUGCAAGAUGUAACUCUUGUCAUCACUCUCGCAGUGGAGAAGAUGGUAUACUAGGUUAUGCACCAUCAACGCAACCCCAACAUGCAAGCACCUGUCUUAAUUGUCCACCAAAACAAGUACAACAAAUUAUUCAACCUUACCAAAAUAAGGAUUUUUUCUUCGGCCUCCAGAGAUCUUUUGUUCCACUAGCACUACAGUUCGCUCAUGCUAUAGCCCAUGCGAUACGGCAAACACAUUGAACCAUAGUCCAGGCAUAGCUAGAACUCAUACCAUCGAUAAGGAUGCUCUCGGUUUUUUUACACUACACACUUCCUUUUUAAACUUAUUACUCAUUAACGCACGUUCACUUCUGAACAAAAUCUCAGACUUGAGAACCUUAGCCUUUCUAGCCAAGCCUUCUUUUAUACUUAUCACUGAAACGUGGUGUUAUCCAGCAGUGGCCGAUUCCGAAUUCAUUAUCCAAAACUGUCGACUCUAUCGUUGUGACUGAGAAACUGAGCGAGGAGGCGGUUGUCUUAUAUUUGCUUUGGAUACCUUAACAACUAAUAAAGUUGCAGAUAGUAUCUUGAAUAGUUUAUCAGAAUUGAUCUGGAUAUCAAUCAAUACCUCAAACCAUAGUCUACUCCUAGGUUGUAUAUAUAGAGCUCCUGAUAGUACUGAUAAUUUGAAUGAUCGUAUUAUCAAUGCAUUUAUACACGCAUCUACUCUAAACUUCAGUGCUAAGAUUAUCACUGGUGAUUUCAAUUAUCCUGGGAUUAACUGGAGUACCGGUAGUUGUCAGUCCAGCAAUGAUGAAUUUUUAUCAAUCCUUAAUUUGUACUGCUGGUCACAGUAGGUUCGUACCCCAACAAGGGGUGAUAAUACACUUGAUCUAAUAUUUAGUAGAGAUAUCAUUCCUCUAUCUGUACAAGUAUACAUCGAGUUUGAAAGCAGUGAUCAUAAGAUAGUAGCUUGUGCUCUCCCCAUCUAUCCCUCCUACAACCGACCAAUUCAAAGAACCUGCAAUUAAAGAGACUAUAAGCAUGCAGACUGGAACCUCUUGCGCUCACUGAUCGAACUCUCAGACUGGGAUGAAUUCUGACAGAUGCCAUCAACAUGUUCUAUUUGAUUGUUAACUCUUGUCUAGACUCCUGUGCACCAAUUAAGACAAUUAAGACUUAUAGUAACAUCACGAAUUAUAUGUACCAGCUAAAUAUCGUAAUAAACUAAGACGCCUAAAGAAACGUUAUUUUAAACCUAACGACUUCACGGCAGUCACACAAAUAACAAUAAUUUUUAACC